GGAAGGAGGGGGUAAUUUUUUUUUGUUACAUGGUUUUCUGGCAGCCCAAGGGAGGGGGUUAAACCCCUAAACCCUUCCCCUAGAUCCGCUACUGCAAGACAGAUUCAAAGAGAAUAUCGAAGGGAAAUGACGAACAUUUAGAAUUUAUGGCGCGGGCACCCUGUAGAAAUCUGACCGUAUGGACUGGAAAAUAGUAUCAUCCAAGAUGGCGGAUCCGUUGCUGUUAGGACUCGCAGAUGAACAGAUAAAAAGCAGCGAAAACCCCAAUAAUGACUGGACGAUUAGUAAGCUUGGUGGUCUGCCGGACUGGUUAUUAGGGCCUCCUAGUACACUCCCAUCAUGUGGCUUAUGCAAUAGGAGACUUCCCUUGAUUGCACAGCUGUACUGCCCCCUUUAUAACUCCCCAUAUCACCGAGUGAUGUACAUCUUUGGUUGUCCAAGCUCAUCCUGCUGGAACAAGCAGCAAAGUUGGCAAGUGCUUCGAGGGCAAGUUCUUGAGGAAAUGAAUACCCAACCAACUACAGGAGAGAAGGCUUUGAGUUCUGAUGAUGUUGAUGACUGGGGCGAUGAUGCCAAUGACUGGGGAGAAAGUAAUGAAUCAAACUUAGUCAUGAAUGAUCUAGAGGUUGCUGCAAGCAAACUGUCAUUACAAAACCCUGCACAACACCCUGGCAAUGACAACAACACCUCCACAACUACGAAAUUUUUAGAAAUAUCAUCAAAUUCUACCCAACAAAAUAUAUCAGCUGAUACCUUGGAAACACCAUUCUUUGUGCCAUACUACAUAAAUGUAUUUGAAGACUCAUCAAAUGCCAAUAGUGGUGCCUUUACAAAGCAUGAGAGGCAGCUGUUACAGAGAUACCAGGCGGAUGAGGGAGUGAAUGUGAUGGACUGGGUUAGGGGAGAUUUGGAUGAUAUCUAUGAAGCUGUUGGGGGAAAUGCUGGUGAGAAAUAUGAAAAGGAGUCUGUUCGACAUGGUGACAAAGGCUUCCAUAAAUUCCAUAAACAGCUACUGUCAUGUCCUCAGCAGUGUUUAAGGUACCAGUGGGACGGCACACCCUUGUUUAUUAACCCUGAAAGUGAGGCCCUAGUUGGAGCCACAGGUAUACCGAUAUGCAGCUAUUGUAAUGCUCCAAGAAUCUUUGAGAUGCAGUUGAUGCCUGCACUGGUAAGCAAGCUUCACGGAGACAAAGUGCUAAGUGAACCCUUGCUGAAGCAAAAUGAGUGCCUUAAACCAGGGAAUCAUUCUGAUCGGAGUAAUAAAAUGACUGAAAGUAGUGAAGUCGUUGAAAGAAUGUGCACCAUUCACUAUGGUAAUAAAAAUGUCUGUUACAAACAAGGUAUGUGUGACAGUAAUGGAAUAUUACAUGGCAGUUGUGAAUCCAGUGUAAAUCAUGACUUAGAAGAGGCUUUAAGAAGUGACAAUGUUAAUAUAGUAUCUGAUACAUUGUGUGACACUGAUGGAUUACGUGACAUUGGUGGAUUGUGUGACGCUGAUGGGUUGUUUGACACUACUCGCCUAAAUAUUGAGUUUGGAACAGUCAUGGUUUACGCUUGUAGUCAAAGUUGCUGGGAUGAUAGAUCAGGUUAUCGGCAGGAAUUCAUCUUUGUAGAAGCUGAUCCAGAUGCUCAUCUUUUCUUUAGAAAAACAAAUAGCAAUAAAACUGACAAAUAAGUUAUAGAUAUUUGAAAUUCAUAUCUGAAAAACAUUUUGGAAAAAUGCUUAGUUGUCUUACUACUAAGAAUGUACCUUAAUUCGUCCUUAUAGUUUAGCGUCCGUUUACAUGGACGAGACCAAUCACACCAUGUAAUUCUUCUCUGACAAAAGGUCAAUACAAAUAAUCUUCUAUCAACAGCUGUAGACCGCCGGUGAUAAAUGAUAAAUAAAUAAUUAAAUUUAGGCGGA
Molecule: messenger RNA, 1906 nt
Organism: Nematostella vectensis (starlet sea anemone)
Lineage: Eukaryota; Metazoa; Cnidaria; Anthozoa; Actiniaria; Edwardsiidae
Product: programmed cell death protein 2-like
Exons: 6
Coding region: 179-1675 (498 amino acids)
Cellular component (GO): cytoplasm
Source: RefSeq, a predicted model, not a curated record